AUGUCAUCAAUUAUAUCGGAUGUUGAACUUAAAUCUCAUAUUGACCGAACAAUUGUUGAUAAUGAUACUGCUAAUGGAAACAUGUCAACCAAAGAACUUCGUUUUCGUACUUAUAAAAAUUUACUUGUACUUUGCGUGGCUUUUCUUCUUCAAUUUACAGCAUUUAGUGCUAUGGGUAAUUUACAAAGUUCAUUAAAUACUGAAGCUAAUGUUGGUGUUAAUUCUUUAUCAAUUAUUUAUGCUUUUCUUAUAUUUUCAUCAAUUUUUUUACCACAUCCAUUAAUUGCUUUAUUAGGUCUUAAAUGGGCACUUGUCUUAUGUCAAAUUCCUUAUCUUUUAUAUGUCGCAGCUAAUUAUUACCCAAAAGCAUAUCUUAUGUAUCCAGCUGCUGCUCUUGUUGGAUUGGGUGCUGCACCAUUAUGGACAUCGAAAUGUAGUUAUUUAACUGAUACAGGCACAAUAUAUGCUGAAAGAAAACAUGUUCAUAAAGAUAUUAUUGUUAAUCGAUUUUUUGGUCAAGUUUGGGGAAAUUUAAUAUCAUUUCUUGUACUUAAACCAACAGAAAAACUAUCUAAUGAAACAUUAUAUAAUGAAACAGGAAAAUACGAUAAAUGUGGAGCUGAUUUUAGUGAACAAGAAUAUAAAGGUGCAGAAGUUGUUAAUCAAAUUGAUCGAAAAACUAUUAAUAUUCUUUGCAUUGUUUAUAUUUGUAUAUGCGUUUGUUCAAUUUUAACUGUUAUUAUAUUUCUUAAACAACGACGAAAAUCAUCACGAGAUAAAAUAUCAGUUAUGCUUCGUGAUUCAGUUAAACUACUUAUUUCAACAGUUAAACAUCUACGAAAUGUAAACCAAUUACUUCUUAUACCAUUAACUAUGUGGUCAGGAUUAGAACAAUCAUUUAUGGGAGCACAAUUUACAAGAGGUUUUGUUUCUUGUACACUCAAUGCAAAAUAUGUUGGCCUAGUUUUAAUUGCUUCUGGUGUUUGUGAUUCAAUUGGAAGUUUUAGUUUUGGUCAAUUAGUAAAAUAUGUUGGUCGUUGGCCAUGUUUUGUUAUUGCUGCACUAAUAAAUUAUUCGUUAAUUAUUACAAUGUUUAUAUGGAAACCAUCAGAAGAUCAAAUGGUUAUUUUAUUUGUUUUAGCUGGCUUAUGGGGUUUAGCUGAUGCCGUAUGGCAAACACAAAUAAAUGCAUUCUAUGGUGUUUUAUUUGCUAAUAAUGAUGAAGCUGCUUUUUCAAAUUAUCGUUUAUGGGAAUCACUUGGAUUUGUUUUAUUUUAUAUUAUAACACCAUAUAUUCGUAUACGAAUAGCAUUAAUUAUUCUUUUAAUAUUUUUAUCAUUAGGUAUGACUGGUUAUGGUUUAACAGAAUAUCUUUGGGAAAUAAAAGCAAAAAAGAAGGUUCAAGCUGUAUCAUCAUAA
This is a messenger RNA of Rotaria sp. Silwood2, 1419 nucleotides long. NCBI's taxonomy places the organism in Eukaryota, Metazoa, Rotifera, Eurotatoria, Philodinida, Philodinidae. The record is from the annotation of a GenBank genome assembly.